Messenger RNA from Cololabis saira (Pacific saury), 6151 nucleotides. RefSeq names its product zinc finger protein OZF-like. NCBI's taxonomy places the organism in Eukaryota, Metazoa, Chordata, Actinopteri, Beloniformes, Belonidae. The transcript is spliced from 3 exons. Gene Ontology annotation, molecular function: RNA polymerase II cis-regulatory region sequence-specific DNA binding; DNA-binding transcription factor activity. The record is from RefSeq and is a predicted model, not a curated record. Gene Ontology annotation, biological process: regulation of transcription by RNA polymerase II. Bases 89 to 1594 code for a protein of 501 amino acids.
UUUUCCCCGGAAGUCUUUGCUGCACUGCAAUUUGCCUCUUUGGAUCGUCUUCACCGUCGGAACCAGGACCAGAAACAGAACCGGAGAAAUGCACGCCGAAAGGGCCGUGCUGAGCGAAGCUGACGGCACCGUUCAGGUCAAACCAGAGCCACUCGAUGAAGUUGAGAUCUGGUCCUAUCCUGUCCUGAGGAAGCUGUCCAUCAGACUGACUGACUGCAGGGUGUGGCUGGAGGGGCGGGACUCCCUGUUUUUGGAUGAUCAUCCUGAGCUCUGUGAGUCGCUGCCAUCCCAGCCAAACUUCACCAAUGCCGGCAGGAAGAUGGUGUACUGCCACCAGUGCCCCAGGGGCUUCUACAAGCAGUCCCAUCUGGAGGCUCACUUCCGCACCCAUGAAGGACAGAGGCCCAACGAGUGCUGGCAGUGCGGGAAGACCUACCCAACCCUGAUGAGCCUCGUGGUCCACCAGCAGAUCCACGAGCGCAGUGAGCCGUACCAAUGCUCCUACUGUGACAAGACUUUUGCCCUGAAAAGGGACUGGAAGACCCAUCACCGCACUCACUCUGGGACCAAGCCCUUCAAGUGCUGGUUCUGUGGGGAUGGCUUCAACCAGCGAACGGAGCUCACUGAGCACCUGGAGGUUCACAAGGGGGAGAAGUGUUACCGCUGCUCCGUCUGUAGCAAGAUGUUCGUAUCUUACCAGGGGUUCAACUUCCACUGCAAGUCACAUAAGAACCCCAAGCAUCUGCCGUGCUCCAAGUGUGACAAGACCUUUAGCAACCCUCAGAGCCUGAAGCUCCACCAAGUGACGCACUCCAACAGCAAGCCCCAUACCUGCCCCACCUGUGGGAAGAGCUUCAAGCUACUGAGUGGCCUGCGCUGCCACCAGCGCACCCACGAGGACCUGAAGGAGUACCACUGUGAUGAGUGCAGCAAGUGCUUCUCCAGCUUGCAGGGUCUGAAGCUCCAUGACCGGACCCACACUGGACUAAAGCCCUACAAAUGCUCAGAGUGUGGCAAGAGGUUCACACAGUCGCCCCACCUCAAGUCACACAUGGUGACCCACACCGGUGAGCGACCCUUCCUAUGCACCACCUGCGGCAAAAGGUUCACCCAGUCAUCCCACCUCCGGUCCCACAUCACGCUGUUCCAUGUGGGGGAGAAGCCAUUUACCUGCGACGACUGUGGCAAGAGCUUCACCAUCGCCCACUACCUAAAGAUGCACCGGCUCAGCCACACCAAGGAGAAGCACUACCAGUGCACGUACUGCCAGAAGGCCUUCUCCUACCACAACUCCUGGAGGGCUCACGAGAGGAUCCACACCGGCGAGCGUCCCUUCAGCUGCCAGGAAUGUGGCCGCAGCUUCAUCACGUCUGGUACCUUGCUCAACCACCAGAGAGCCAAACAUACCGGUGAGAAAAACCACUACUGCAUCACCUGUGGGGAAUUCUUCUUCACCAGCUCACAGCUGCGCAUCCACCAGCUCAACCACACCGGCGAGCGACCGCACGCUUGCAACUGCGGCAAGACCUUUAAGACCAAAGGAGUACUACGCUACCACCUGAAGAGGUUCACCAAGCACCGGCCAGCCGAGUGAGCUGUCCCCCGGGACCCCAUAUCCUAACGGGGCAAGCAUCAAGAUCUGGAUUUCCAUAAUCUAUGUUCUUCUUGACACUUUGAGCUGGCCUCAUCUCUUCUUCUGCAGUGGUUUAUGAAGCACCUGGUGAACAGACUCACCUGACUAAGUUGAUGCUGCAGUGGUUGUCUACAAGUUUGAAUACUAAACAGAAAUGGAAACAGCUGCUGCAGAAGCUGUUUAUAGGUUCUUCAGAGUCUCAUCCCAGGAAUCAUGUUCUCACCACCGGGACCAGAGUCUCUCAACCCCGGGACGCCAACGCACUACAGUCCAGCUGUGGUCCAGCUGCACCGCACCAUACCCAGUGAUGGUGGUCCACUCAGCAGCAGUACAGCAAACUUCAGAAACGUCCCAGAAGGGACUGUCUGCUCUGCUCCACUAAAGAUACACAUCUGUUUUUGUGCUCGGCAUGAAGUACAUCAGUGUUCAUACGGCACAAUGAGCGGACAGGAAGUUUGACAUCACAAAGGCCCAGAGGAUCUAGCUAAUUUUCAAAGUAAAACACCCUGCACAGGCUCUGAUUUAUACAUUAACAUUAUGUUGACAGGUAGAACCUGCCAUGUUUCAUUGUCAUUUUCACAUUAAUGCGCCUUCUUCUCUGCCACUGUGCAAUUGAUAUACCUCACACACACAGUGUGUGAGGACACUGUGUGAGAAGAAACAACCAUGCUCCGUUUUUACAGCAGUGUUGAUCUGUCUGCAGGGCAACUUAAGUCCCUCUGGGAGCAUUUCCAAUGCGGAAGCUUCCAAGUGCUGCCUCCUCUGCUGGACUAAAGGUAACGAUUAUUUUGAGAUCAAAUCAUAAUGUCACAGUAGACUGCUUUUUAAAGGAGCAUGAGGCUCCUUUUAAGAAAUGAGACUCAUUAGCGCCACCCUUCGCCACAACGGCAGUCGGGGGUACUGCAGCCAACAGCGAAGCCGGCACGGGAGAACGGGGAGAACGCGCAUGCAGCGUCAUUUGACGUCACAUCCGCAGGACAGCGCGGGAAAUUCGGCCCCACAAUUGCAGCACAUUUUGCAGCACACAGCCUGUUCAAGGCAACGGAGAGAUACGCUAGAGGGCUCAUUCUUUUUGGUUUGGAACGCUUCAUCUGACAUUAUUACUAGAAAACUUAAAACGUAUACGAAUUUCUUUCAUAAAUCCUGCCUCAAUCCUGCCUCAUGCUCCUUUAAGUCCCUCUGGGAGCAUUUCCAAUGCGGAAGCUUCCAAGCGCUGCCUCCUCUGCUGGACUAAAGGUAACGAUUUUUUUGAGAUCAAGUCAUAAUAUCACAGUAGACUGCUUUUUAAAUAGUACACCUUGUUUGACCUUUUCUUUCUAGAAAUAAAAGGAUGAGAGGUAGCAAUGAAAAUUAGCAUUUUGAUUUCUAAACUGAACUUCUCCAGGUACAUGGUUCAAAUCUCUUCUAAACCCCUCUGAAUUGUUAUCCACAGCCUGCCCAUGAUGUUUGUAUUUGAGUCUGAAUGUUUGAGUUUUGAGCUGUCUCAUUUAAACACUUAAUCAGGAUUCUCUGUAGCAUUUUCAUGAUGGACUUCCUGUCACCUCUUUCUGUUGUGUGUACAUUGAUGCAGUCUAUCAGUGGUUUUGCGUCAAAUUAGUCCUGGAAUGUAUUUUUAGUGGAGCAACUGGACUCAACGGCCCUAAACUGCUGCUCCUUGGCGCUCCUGAACUGCUCCUGACCUGCUCAUUGGUGCGCCUGAACUGCUUCUUGGUGCUCCUUAGCACACCUGCACCACUCUGGCGCUUGCUGACCGACCACUCUCAUUUACUAGAAUGGUGUUGAUUGAGAGUGCUGCCGCUGCGCUGCUGGGCCACCUGUGUUCUGCAGCCUCUGCAACAGUAGCUUCAUGGAGUAUUGUCUAUACUGCAAAAACAGCCCCUUUAGAAAUAAGCGUAAUAUUCCAUAAACCUAGUCAAAAUUAGUAUAUUUGCCAGGAAUUCUUAAAACUAGCAUAAUAGCUUUAAAAUAGUUGUAGAAUUUGUUUUUAAAACAAGGCAUCCUUUCCUUAGAAAUUAAUUUUUGCAGUGAGUGCUUUAUCACCGCGGUGGUGUUGGCGCUCCAGGUUCAGGUCCUCAUCUAAUGUGGACACCCAGAAACCAGAAUGUGGAGACGGUCUCUGCUGAUGUAUUGUGGUUUAUUUAUUUAUUCCUGUUCAUGAUCAGCUCCUUGGUGUUGGUGGUGUUGUGGACCAGUUUGUUUUCCUGGCACCACCAGGCCAGCUGCCUCAAUUCACACUGGGGUGCACAUAAGCCGGUACUCGAGGGCCAGUCUACUGCACGUUUUAGAUGUUUCCCUGCCUCAACACAACCCUGAUAGACAAGGCUGUGUCACCAACAGAGUUGUGUAAACCUUGAUGACAUGUUGAUGACGACCAGUGAUUAGAAUCAGGUGUGUUGAAGACAGGGAAACAUCUAAAACAUGCAGUAGACUGGGCCUCGAGUACAGGCUUGUGUGGACCCCUGACUACAAGCAGUGAAGGUGUUGGGGCCUAGUCUAACCCCCCAGAGUAACCUUGCACUUCUCUACUGCGAGUGUCUUGGUGCGGCUGGUCGGUAGGGGAGGUGUAUCUGCUGUUGAGUCCACCUUAAAGCAGCACUAUGUAACUUUUCCACCUUAAUAUCAUAUUUCCAAAGUCAUUGUGAUGGUACAUCAACUUCCAACAGGUUUAAUGACACCUCUGUCAUGGUCUGAGGGGUCUGUAUCUUUGAGGAGCAUGGUAGGAACCCUGCCACACUAAAAAACUACAAAUUUUUACGGCUUUGACUGCUUUACCUCAUACGUCACUUCCCCCUCCUUCCCGAUUCGUAGUCGAGACGAAAAUGGGCGGGGCUUGGAGCGCAGCUCCGCAGAAGCUGGUAACCCGUUGCUGUGUUGUGGCUGCAGCAGCUCCACACAACAGACGUGGGGAAAAAAUCGCUAAUGGUUUAACUUUUCACCGCUUUCCUGCUCGGAGGAAGAACCACGGAGGCCAAGUAUCUGAUAUAACAGAGUAAAAGAGUGAAAGAGUCGUCGGCUCGGUUGGAUCUCGGCUGUAAUGACCAAACAUAACCUUCCACACAUGAUCACAAACAAACACGCAGACCGGGGUCGGAUCGGGUUUUAUUGCCCCACUUCUCCAGCUAAACGCAGUUGCUGGCCAGCUCUCUGCGAUGCGAUUAACCCCAAUCUUCAGAUAAAACUAGUUUGUUGAGGAAAAGAUAUUAACUCUAUUUAUAGCCGCAGAGGAAAAAAAUAAUCUCACGAGGAAAACCAAAAUAUUGCUCACGCCUCGGAGCCUCUUCAGCAUAAUAUAGCAGUCAAAAAAAAAAAAAAGAGAAGUAAGAGUGAUACAAAACAUGUACUGUAUGUUGUACUAUUAUACAAAUUUAUUGAAACACAUGGCGAGUCAAACAUUUACCAAAGCAGCUGCCAAACACUCCUAAACAAGGUAGCCUAAGACGUGGGUUGUGCAGAACUGCGGCAGUAAGUCCUCAUUGGAGCUCCACUCUUUGAUAGGGAUUUCAUAUGAACCCAACCCGUUAAUAAUCAUUAUUUUCUCCAUAUACCGCUCCCUGGCUUCCUUGUUUAAGGUAUCCCGGUAAAUUCCAGUUCCUUUCCAGCAGUUUAACAUCUUUUUUUUUGCGUUCCGUCUGUUCACUUGGUGAAACAGAAAAAUAGUUUUUAAAGUCCGUCCCGUCUUCAUUCGCUAUCAAAACAAAUGCACGCGACGGGGACAGGAGUUUUCCGGCAGUACACGCUGGUGCUCAUGGGAAACGUAGUGUUCUUUCUGGUAAAACACUACCGCUUUUGUCCAAAGGACAAAAAGUUACAUUGUGCUGCUUUAAUGUACUUCUGAAACUUGAAGCACUUUUAGGUCAGCGUGGUUGAACCUCCGGAUACGUGGUCUGGUGCUUGGUGAUGGUCUCAUAAGUGACCAAUCAUCAACGAUGGCAAGCAAUUCACCCUAUGCCUCCCCCAGCUGAGAUGGAUUGAUCAUGAACAGAGGUUAAUCUAUCAUUGAUCACCCCCUAUUGGCCACUGGUGAUGCUGAUCCAGGACGAGCCACUACAGGAUGGGGACACCAGACUGAAACUUCUCAUGGAAGUCGUGUUAAUGUCAGGCUUUUAUUUUGAAAACCACUACAAAGCACAAUUACUUUAAACUGAGUAUUUUUUGGGUGUUGAGCCAAUUAUAAUUCAGUCUGAACUGCAUAUAAAACCGAAUUUGGACCUAGACUGUGUGAAUUUGGACCUAGACUCCAAGUGUGGUGGAACCGGAUCUUGGAGAACAGAAUCUUGCUAAAGCUGCUGGUUCACAAUAAAACUGAAUUGUUCAUAUGGUUUCUGUUUCUGAUGGCUGAAUGUUCCGCAGGUCUGUCUCCUCACCAAAAUGUUUUAUUUCAGCUGUGAGUCAUCCGUUUGGUAGUCUUUUAUGUACUUUGUAACACACAGAACACCCAUAUGUCAAACAUGUUUAUCAUAAAAAUAUCACAUCUUAAACAAGAAGUAAAACCAAAGCAUUAAAGAUGAUCAAACUUAA